Molecule: messenger RNA, 987 nt
Organism: Bactrocera tryoni
Lineage: Eukaryota; Metazoa; Arthropoda; Insecta; Diptera; Tephritidae
Exons: 3
Coding region: 130-951 (273 amino acids)
Source: RefSeq, a predicted model, not a curated record
GAGAUGCCUCUUUAGGUAUUCGUACUGAACCAACGAAAAAAAUUAGGAUCAACUUCUGCAGCUGAAGUUUGCUGAAAUGUAUAAAAAAUUUAGUGGAAGAAAGUACCGAAAAUUAUUUUUCUUUCUGUUAUGAUAACUGACAGCGAUUUUAUUUUGGCGAUUAAAUUAUAUCCCGAGCUUUGUCAUAUUUAUAAAGAAAAUAGAGCUGAUGCUGAAGAAAGGAAUAAAGAGUUAUGGUCGCAGUUUGCCCGAGACCAUCAACUUAAAAAUGGUACUGCAGCAAAGCUUAAGUGGUCUCAAAUAAUUUCGCAAUAUGUAUCAUUUCUGAUGUAUGGCACACCUUUCCAUUUUGAAAGGGAAAUGCAAUUUAUGCAGAUGCCACUGCUAGGUGCUGGACUGGAAGAUAAUCAAUCUGACUCCGAUAUUGACGAGACAGAAUUAAACAAGGUUUUAAAGACUUUUGAAGAGUUUCCAACUGAUAUUGGAAAACAACAUAUUAGGACUUCUGCUACAGACAUAAUAGUCUCAAAGAAGCGUGCCCUAGUCAAGGGGCAAGGAAAUGAAUUGAAUGAAGCAGAUUUUGUAAAUACUGAAAAACAUUAUGAAACAGUUAUAUUGGACUCAAAUAAUUAUAAUAAAAACGAGAGCGAAGUAAAAGUUGAAUUAGCAGUGAAUAAACUAAGCAGUAAACAAAACGGAUUGAACACUAUGGUUAGCACGGAAGAUAUGUUAACGGAUUUUACAGCAAGCACUCAUGCACAGGCAGCUAUUAAGUCUAGUGAAGACACUGCUGCUCCUGGGGGUUUCUCAAGCCUGACUUCACUGGAACUUAUUUUUCUCGGUUAUGCUAAAGUAUUGCAGCGAAUGCCAUUACGACUGCAGCUGCAGACUAAACGUAAAAUCGCAGACAUUAUGGAUGAGGCAGAAUUAAAAUUGUUUGAAGACAAAUGAAAUGAUUGAGAAAAUAAAGUUUUUCUUUGAAAAUGA